UCAAGCCAUUCAAUCUUCAGGAAGAUCGAAGGGGCCCGUAUCCAGAAAUCCAAGGAGAAAAUCGCCACCAGGAAAAGAUAUGUUGUCUGCAUGAAUGAUCCGGUGGAAAACUAUGACUUUAUAUCGUUGAGCAUUCCAAUGAUAUCCUAUGCUCCGAAGUUGACCUUAUUCCCCGUCUCCAGUCUUGCAUCAGGCCAGGAAUUGGAGGCUAGAGGGCCGAGUGCUUGGACGGUCUUUCCCAGUCCGGGAGCAUCAUUUAGAGCAUCAUUUAGAAUCCCAGUGCUUGAUUCCUUCUUGAUCAUAUCCAAUUUCGCAGCCGCACUUCUUCAAUUCCUCUGCGGACGGAGGGGUGUACUGCUUGAUGCUGCCAAUUCGAUCAAAGUCACUAGUCAUGAUGUGUUUGUUUCUUCUCUUGCCCGGCCCGAUGGCGGUGAGUCUUUGGAUGGCUGGUCUAUUGAUCUUGUUCCUCCAUGCAAUCCCUUCAGGCGGCCCCUCCUUCCCCCCGACAGGAGGAAAACCGAACUCCAGAAACAUUUGUAUUCGUCUGCAUUGGUGAGGUCGGUUAUGGAAAAUGAGAGGCAGAUAAUCCUUGCGCCUAGCAGGAGAUGGAUGAAGUACAUUCGGCUGACAGAAGCAUUAUUUGCCCAGGAUACGCCUAGAGGCCGGAGGGACUCCGCAAGAACGAAGAGCUAA
Messenger RNA from Trichophyton verrucosum HKI 0517, 693 nucleotides. RefSeq lists its product as uncharacterized. The transcript is spliced from 2 exons. The record is from RefSeq and is a predicted model, not a curated record. Lineage: Eukaryota; Fungi; Ascomycota; Eurotiomycetes; Onygenales; Arthrodermataceae. The annotation marks the transcript as partial.